This is a messenger RNA of Plasmodium malariae, 3342 nucleotides long. RefSeq names its product conserved Plasmodium protein, unknown function. The transcript is spliced from 2 exons. The record is from RefSeq and is a predicted model, not a curated record. NCBI's taxonomy places the organism in Eukaryota, Apicomplexa, Aconoidasida, Haemosporida, Plasmodiidae. Bases 1 to 3342 code for a protein of 1113 amino acids.
AUGAAAAAAGAAGAGCUGUGUAUGAAAAACGAGAUAGAGAAAGAGUCCAUUGCGCUAUUUAAAAAGAAUUUAUUAAAAGAAAGUUAUAACUGGUUUAAAGACACAGAUUAUUUUGCAAAACUGAAAAAUGAGAAUAGAUAUUCAUAUAUAGAAAAUAAAACAGAGACUAAGAAUAUUGUAACUGGUCGAGUACAACUAGGAUGGGGAGGAACUUUUUUUUUACUUUGUUGUGUUGUAGUGAUAUGCGAUAAUUCAGGAUGGCAAUCUUGUAACCAUUAUAAUAAUAAUAUUUUUUAUUCCCCGGAAUCAUUAACAAUUGUAUAUUCCUUCCUCUAUAUUGUAUAUGCAUUUCCAUUAUUUAUAUUUCAUCAAUGUUUGGGUCUAGUAUCUCAAGGAAAUUAUGUAAAAUCAUGUAGGAUGUUAUCUCCUCAUAUGGGUAUUUUGAGCAUAUUUUCUUUAUUUGGUACUAUAACAUUUUGCGCAAAAGAGAUUUGUAAUUUUUCAAUUGAGUUAUUACAAAAUAUUAUAAGAUUGUCUAAUAGAAGAGAAGAAAGAAAGUUUGGAAUGACAAAAUUAUUUAUCGACUUAACAAAUAGAGAAAAGGACUGUUCAUCUUUACCUAAUACAGUAUAUAUAGAAUCAUUAAAUCAAUGUAUAUCUUUCAAUGAUGAAGUAAUAGUCAACUUUUACGAAAAUUUAUGGUUUAUAAGUAAUAAAGAGAAUUAUAUAUAUUUAAUUUUAAUAUCUACAAUAUUUAUCUUUUUUUGUUAUUUCCUAUUGCUAAAAGAGAAUUUCCGAGUGUUCAAAUUUUUCAUUUUUGUAAUAAUUAUAAAUUGGAUUACAACUAAGUCUGUUGUUAUUAUGAAUGCUUUUUUCUUUUAUAUUCCUCAACAGAAAAAAAUAUACGAAGAAAUUAUACUUAUUUUUAAAGAAGUUGGGUUUGUAAAGCUUACCAUUUUUUUAUAUGGGACUCUAGCAAGAAGCUCUUCCAUUUUUAUCCUAAGUACAUUUGCUUCUUACUUUCAUACGAAUACGAACAUUUUGAAAAUUAGUUUAUAUACCUUCGCCUUUUAUAUAUUAAACAUGUAUUUCUACCUUAAAAAUGAAGCACAUGAAUAUUACUUGUAUAAUUUAAAUUUUACAAAUAUUAAAAAUUUUAAUUUUAUGAAAUGUAAUACUUAUGCAAAUAUGUUACAUACUUUAAGUGAAGGAACAAAAAGAGGGAAAUAUUUUUUUCCGAAAAAAUAUGGAGAUAUGUAUGCAGUAUGGCAAAAACUAUGCUUGUUUUUUAGCUCCUACUCAUUUCUUUUUUCUACUAUUUUUAUUGUGUUAAUGCAAUUGUUAGGUCCGUUCAAUAUCUUAUAUGAAAAAAAAAGAAAAAAAAAUAGUUGUACCUACAACUCGGACCAAGAAAAAAAAAUAUACUCCUAUAAGUCCCUAGUUAAGAAAUAUGAAAAACUUGACUCAAUGCGCUCAACAGCCAUGUCUAAUGGAAAGUCUGGUCCCUCUUCUUCUUUUUCUUCUAAUAGAAAGAGGAACACAACAACAAAAAAAUAUUCGAACCGCAACAAAGAGAGUAAUCGGGUGAGCAACAACUCUGGGUGGAAAAAAAUAUUCCCCUUAAAUGUAAACUUUUUAAAAAAAAAAAAAAAAAAAAAUUCUGAACAGGUCAAGCAGAUUUACCAACAGCAACAACGGACAUCUUCGUCGCGCAAGACCAUAAGUUUCAAGGGCAUCAAAAAGGACGGAGAAAAGAGAAGGAAGAGAAGGACGCGGAGAAUGAAAGGGGAGGAACAUGGACAAACGCGACGAAAGCGUGAGGAAAAGAGAAGAAGGAAAGAGCAAAAGAGGCAAAAAUAUGAAAAAAAUGAAAGAAGGAAAGAACAUAACGGAAGAAGACAAAGCACGGAAAGCUCGUACUACAUGUCCAGACAGAGUAGCCUAUUCAUAAGUGAAUAUUCAAAAAAUGAUUCCCUGGCUACAAGCCCCAAACGGGCUCAAAUUCGUUCAUAUGACUAUUACUAUGGUGAUAGGGUAAACUUAAAUUCAGAGGAAAGCUUUUUUGAAAAAGACAUGCACACGGUCAGAAAUGAAUUGGACAGUCAUCAAAUGAAAUACAUGAACGGGGGGAAACUUGAGGCUAUUUAUACACAAGCGGACAUUGACAACAACGCGGCCUCUAAUGGAUCUUACUCAGAUUGUUACACUGUGUCCUCCUCUACCGACUUUUCCAAUGAUUCUUCCGCCGCGUCUUCCUCCGCUUCUUCCUCCGCUUCUUCACCAGGGAUGGAGAAACGAGUACAAUCAGACGAGGGUCAGUCAAGAACAAGUACUGAAAAGGUUAGAGGCAAAAACAUGGGGAUGAACAGUUCGGAAUUACUAAAAAAGAAACAGGAGAAUUAUAAUGAAGAAGGGACCAUAUGUUGGGGUCUGGAAAACAAAAAAAAAGGAUCUACAAAUAUUUUUUCAAAUUCUGCUACAAUUUUUACUUCAAAUUUUAUUUCAAAAAUAAAUAACAAUAUGCUUAAAAACUAUGGGACUUUCCUGCUCUUUUUAGUGAUAUAUAUAUUUACGAUAUUACAUAUAGUUGACUUUAAAAGGAACAAUAAUAUUGUAAGUGAAAUAAUUUUAUAUUCCUUGUACAGGAGUUUUUUAAUAUUUAUCAUAUCAGUUCAAAUAAUAUAUUCGUCCUGGUUUUUUGGUUUAAGAAUACAAAUGACACAGUGUGGUAUAAUUUCUUGCAUACUUAACUUUAUUACAUGGAUCAUUAUACUACCUUUAAUGUUUAUAAUAUAUUUAAAAAAAAAAAAUAUUUGGAUUGAUCUAUUAAUCAUUGGGAUUAUAUUAAAUAUAAUUACUAUUCUGACUUCUUAUGUUGAAGUAAUGAAAAAAAUAAAAGAACGGAAAUUGAGAAAUUUAAAUGAUUACAAUAAUUGCAUAUUAACUGAGUAUAACAAAGUUAAUAUUUUAAAAAAAUGCUUAUAUUGGUUAUAUAUUGGCAAUUUAGAAAUUUUAAGAAAAAAUAUGAACAUUGCCAUGUCUGGUAGUGAACAGAAAUAUAUUCCUUUUUUUUGGAAUUUCUUUUUUAAAUAUGUAAACUCAUCAAUGUUAAUUGUUAUUAUAAUCUAUAACACCAAGGAGUAUUUUAUCGACAUGCUUGAUGUUUUCGACAGCACCUUUAGUUUCACCAUCGAGUUGAUCUCCAUACUCAUGAUUUUCCUCGGUUCCUUCGCCCUCCUCCUCAACAACCUCCUCAAGGAUCACUACAAGCCGCAAAAGAUCGUCAUUCCAUCCACUCCGAUGUUCUGCCAUGACAAAAGGAAGUACAUCUUUACGGAUUAG